Molecule: messenger RNA, 696 nt
Organism: Dichotomopilus funicola
Lineage: Eukaryota; Fungi; Ascomycota; Sordariomycetes; Sordariales; Chaetomiaceae
Exons: 4
Coding region: 1-696 (231 amino acids)
Source: RefSeq, a predicted model, not a curated record
AUGGCCGGAACUCGCAAUUUCUUCGACAUUGCCGACAAGUUCGACAGCUUCCCCUACUACUCGGAUGACCCGCAUUCGUACGCCAGUUUCAUGAAGAACUACUACUAUUUCACCAUCGACUCAUAUCCCAAACCCCUGGGAUAUGUGCACUUCUCCGUCAUCCACAGCGUCACUUGGCCUCGAUACUGGACAAUUGACCAGGAACCAUACAACGGCGGAAGCCAGCUCUUUGGAGUGCUCUCUUUUGGGGUGCAUCUCAUUGCCUGGACAAUGACCUCCGAGGGCAAGAGGAAGUAUUGGCUUCAGCGGCGGUCAAUGAACAAGAAGAUGCAUCUUGGAAAGCUGGACACAACUGCCGGCGGCGCGCACCUGAAGUCGUGCGGCAUUGUCUCGUACCAUCUGGACUACAGCUUUCUCGACAACCCGGGGUCGUAUCCCCAUGUCCUCCAUGUGUUCGAGAUGGAACUUCCCGCGGAGAUUACCCCAAGGCCUAACGAUGGGGAGGUCUCAGAGUUUGUUACGAUGACUGAGGGCGAAGUUAUGAAGGCUCUCUUCGAAGACGACUUCAAACCGAUUGUGGGAAUCCAGUGGGUUGCGCACUUUUGCAGACACGGCGUUUUGACGCCGGAGAACGAGACACGGCUGUUAGAAAUAAACUCAAGGACACAUCGCAACUUGGCCACCUUUUUCGUUUAG